This is a messenger RNA of Teleopsis dalmanni, 906 nucleotides long. RefSeq names its product protein gooseberry-neuro-like. Gene Ontology annotation, molecular function: DNA-binding transcription factor activity, RNA polymerase II-specific; RNA polymerase II transcription regulatory region sequence-specific DNA binding. Lineage: Eukaryota; Metazoa; Arthropoda; Insecta; Diptera; Diopsidae. The record is from RefSeq and is a predicted model, not a curated record. The transcript has 3 exons. Bases 1 to 906 code for a protein of 301 amino acids. Gene Ontology annotation, biological process: regulation of transcription by RNA polymerase II.
AUGCUAAUUAAGAUUCACUUUAUAGCAGGUCGUGACUCUGACUUGAGUGAUACAGAAUCAGAGCCUGGUAUACCAUUAAAACGAAAACAGCGUCGUUCUCGUACAACUUUCACUGCGGAGCAGUUGGAAACAUUAGAGAAUGCCUUUAGACGUACACAAUAUCCUGAUGUAUAUUCACGCGAGGAAUUAGCGCAAACAACAGGUCUAACCGAAGCUCGUAUACAAGUAUGGUUUAGUAAUCGAAGGGCGAGAUUAAGAAAACAUUCAGGUGGAACUAGUGCUGGAUUAUCACCGAUGAAUGGUGGUAGUGCUGGUUCAGCAGCUAUUAGUGGUAGUGCCGCUUCAGCGCAACUUGGAUUUGGUUCAUUGGCAAUGGGUUCUAUGGCUGGCUAUAGCCCAGCUGCUGGUACAACACCAAGUGCCGCUAUGAAUGAUAAUCAUGGUGGACAUCAUCAUUCACAUCAUCAUGGUCAAAUGAGUAGUUAUGAUUUAGUAGCACAAUCAGCACAACAUGGUUUUCCUGGCAGUUUUCAACAUGGACAUUUCGGUGGUCAAAAUUAUUAUCAUCAAGAUUAUUCCAAACUUACAAUUGAUGAUUUCUCAAAACUGACAGCUGAAAGUGUUUCGAAAAUUUCACCUUCAAUUCAUCUGGGUGAUAACUUUCCAAAAUUGGAAACGGCACCGAAUUGGUCUCAAGCAGCAUAUCAUCUAAACCAAUCGGCAGUGGCCGCUGCUAAUUACAAUGCGGCAGCAGCCCAUCAUCAUGCCGCCGCGCAACAUUCACUUAACGAUUACGCUGCUGCUGGUGCCGCUCACACUAACCAGCUAAAUAGCGCAGCCGUUGCCGCCGCUGCUUACAAUCAUACGCUGCCCGCUCAAGGUCAGUCGGGAAAAUAUUGGUCAUGA